Molecule: messenger RNA, 1032 nt
Organism: Dothidotthia symphoricarpi CBS 119687
Lineage: Eukaryota; Fungi; Ascomycota; Dothideomycetes; Pleosporales; Dothidotthiaceae
Exons: 1
Coding region: 1-1032 (343 amino acids)
Source: RefSeq, a predicted model, not a curated record
AUGCCAAGUAUCCGCUGGAAACCCGGCAUGCCAACCAGCACAAUCUGGCACCCCGUACCUAACCUCAUACUUCAAACAUACCCGAGCGCGGAUCUCGAAGUCCUCGCCUUGCAGAUAGAAAAUAGAUCCAAUGCCGACAGACAGAUGGAGUACGACGCGGUCUCUCCGGGGUAUCACGUUCAGGUUGAGCAGACUGCGACGCGUGCUAGGCAGAUUCUUCAGCGGCGAGGUGUGCCGACGACGGUUGUUGUGCAGAGGCCGCAGCAGGUCGUUGUGCAGCAGCAGCAACCACAGCAAGUCAUCGUCCACCAGCAGCAGCAGCCGCAGCAGGUUGUUGUCCAACAACCACAGCAAGUAGUUGUCCACCAACAACCACAACCGCAAAUCGUAGUCCAACAACCGCAACCGCAAAUCGUAGUCCACCAACCCCCCCAGCCCCAAAUCAUCGUCCACCGCCCCCCCCCCCGCCGCAUCCUCGUCCCGCCCCCUCCGCCCAAACUCAUAAUCGCGCAACCAGCCCGCCCACAAAUCAUCUUCGCGCCCGCCCCCCAGCCCCAAAUAAUCGUACAGCAACAUCCAAGCCCCCAGCUACAAAUUCUGGAUAGUUUCGGCAACUUGAUGUUAGAAUCCAGUGAUGAUCAGGACCAGGAGCGGAAGAAGAAGGCAGAGAAAGAGAAGGAAGAGCGGUUUGGGCAGAAGUACGCGAAGAUGAAGGAGGAGGAUGAGGAGAGGGAUGAGUUUCUGCGGUGGAAGAAAGGGAAGGGGAAGAAAAGUAGCGACGAGGGGGAGGAAAGUGAUGAGCACAGCACACAGAUGAAGAUGAUUGAGGCACCCCCGCUUGAAGACGACGAUGCGGAUUUGCAGGCUGCGAUUGAGGCGUCGAUGCGGGGGCUUGAUGAGGAGCAUGCGAGGCAGGUGGAGGGUGUGAUUGCGCAGUCUAGGAGGGGGAGGGAGGGGGAGAGCAGUCGGCGGGCUGGUGAGACAGGUGCUGGGAGCGCGAGUGGGAAGGGGAAGGGGAAGUAUGUUCCUUGA